Messenger RNA from Scaptodrosophila lebanonensis, 1369 nucleotides. It is a transcript of the gene mRpL45, whose product is annotated as probable 39S ribosomal protein L45, mitochondrial. The record is from RefSeq and is a predicted model, not a curated record. The transcript has 2 exons. The coding region runs from base 67 to 1137 and encodes 356 amino acids. Gene Ontology annotation, cellular component: mitochondrion. Lineage: Eukaryota; Metazoa; Arthropoda; Insecta; Diptera; Drosophilidae.
GAUAGCACAUGUCCACUGCCUGAUUGUGUAAACAUUCAUUUCUCUUCUAUAUCCUACAAAUUUACAAUGGAAAAGGUAGUCGCAGUCAGGAACUGUUUGCGCUUCAUGCAGCUAGUUCCACAGUCGGCAAUGUUGGCGCCGGGUGUGCAAACUAUGCAGCAGGUGCGACAUCGGCAAACCAAGCACUGGAAACCUGAGUUCAAACGAUUCCGCAAGCUGAAAUUCGUUAAACUAGAUCUGCCCAAUUUGCGCGAGAAGAGCGAAGAUAUUUCCAAAGAGGAGAUGCGCAGUCGUAUGAAAGAACGUGGCGUUCUGCCACCACGACCCUGGAUGGAACGCCCUUUUCACAUAAGCUGCACGGGAGGCAUAUUUGAAGCGUAUGUGCCACCCGAGGGCGAUGGCAAAAAGUCGAUCAUUUCAACAUCCGGGGCAAAGCAAAAAUUUGAGUUUCUGGAAAAAAAGUCAAAGAGCUUAAUGGCUGUGCGAAAAAUACGAACCUACGAUGAAAGUUUUAGCACCGAUGAGUUCGGCGCUCACGCUCAAGAGGUUUACAUAGCUGCGCACACUCACAUGGCGGCCAAGGAAAAGUAUAAGAUACGGGAAUACGUCAGCGAACGUUGCUAUCCAGAAAUGAUGCACAAUGUCAAGGACAAGACAAUUCACUGGCGUUUUCUGCAGUCACUGGAGCCCCCGCGUGUGGUGCACGCCCGCGUCACUGAGGUCAUUACAAAGGAGAACCAGUUUGCACAAGUCACAGUACGCUUUCAUACACAGCAAAUGUUGGCAAUAUACGAUCGCUUUGGUCGUCUAAUGCACGGUAGUGAGAUUGUUACCAAGGACGUGCUGGAGUAUGUGGUCUUUGAGAAGCACAUUUCAAAUGAAUAUGGUAAAUGGCGAUUGCAUGACAAGAUCAUACCAGAUUGGUUGCCCCCCAAGGAGCCGGCGCCCAUCACCUAUCGUUUAAUCGAGGAGGCUGAUGAGGAGAUAACACAGCCCAAAGAGUUGGGCUUAGCAGAGCCAAAUAAACAGCUCGAAGCUGGCACGGAGCAACAGCAAAAGGAGCAAUUGCAAGUGGCAGCCACUAGUAGCGUAAGCGAGGAAAUCGAGCGGAGCGGCAAACCAAAAUUGGCCAUUUGAUUGUAUUUUUUGUGGGCUGCUUGGCGGGUCAGAUCGUUGCGCUUUAAUUUUGUACAGCACCGUUGAGACUUGAUCAUAAAAAUCCAUCUGCUUAGUCCACACAUCUUGUUUUUACGAAAAGUAAUCCUUAUCUAGAUUGCAACUUUUCGGUUUGCCUAAAUAGGUGCCUUUCAGCUUGUAUAAAAGAAUGAACAUUGACAUUAAAAAGGUUUAAUUUGUUUAUUUUAUUUAA